Molecule: messenger RNA, 3199 nt
Organism: Archocentrus centrarchus (flier cichlid)
Lineage: Eukaryota; Metazoa; Chordata; Actinopteri; Cichliformes; Cichlidae
Gene: arsk
Product: arylsulfatase family, member K
Exons: 8
Coding region: 96-1661 (521 amino acids)
Molecular function (GO): glucuronate-2-sulfatase activity; arylsulfatase activity
Source: RefSeq, a predicted model, not a curated record
GCUUGUAGGCAAAGAGGAACUUUGUGGUCGUCCGCUCUGAUAAGUCGGGUGCAUUUUCUUUUGCGUCUUUAACUGCAGGAGGACACAAAGUUGUCAUGAACAUAAUAGUGUUGGGUUUCAUUUUCCUUUCUCAGCAAUAUGGUCAAAGUAUUUGCCAGAAAGCAGCCAUGCCCAACAUUGUGAUGGUGAUGAGCGAUGCAUUUGAUGGCCGAUUGACCUUUGACCCUGGCAGCAAACUUGUACAACUGCCAUACACAAACUAUCUCAGGGAGCUCGGCUCCACCUUUCUUAACGCUUACACCAACUCACCCAUCUGCUGCCCUUCCAGAGCAGCAAUGUGGAGCGGUCAGUUUGUUCAUCUCACUCAGUCAUGGAAUAACUACAAGUGCUUAGAUACGAAUGCAACCACGUGGAUGGAUCUGCUGAAGAAGAAUGGGUAUCGUACCAAGAUGAUAGGAAAGCUGGAUUAUACCUCUGGGGCUCACUCUGUCAGUAAUCGAGUUGAGGCUUGGACACGAGAUGUCCAGUUCCUCCUGAGCCAGGAGGGCCGGCCUGUUUCUGAACUUGUUGGGAACAAGUCGACCGUAAAGAUCAUGAGCAAAGACUGGAAAAACACCGAUGAGGCUACGCAGUGGAUCCAGCAGACAGCCGCAUCUUCACACGAGCCUUUUGCUCUUUACCUCGGCCUCAAUUUACCUCACCCGUAUAAAACUGAAUCCCUCGGGCCCACCGCAGGGGGAUCCACCUUCCGUACGUCACCAUACUGGCUCACAAAGGUGAAUUCUGACCUCAUCUCUGUUCCCAAAUGGUUGCCUUUGGCUGCCAUGCACCCCGUUGACUACUACUCCACCUUCACCAAAAACUGCAGCGGCGUUUUUACUGAGGAUGAAAUCAAAAGCAUUCGGGCCUUCUAUUAUGCCAUGUGUGCCGAAGCGGACGCCAUGCUGGGUCAAGUGAUUUCUGCUUUGAGAGAGUCCGGCAUGCUUAACAGCACAGUUGUGAUCUUCACGGCUGACCAUGGAGAGCUAGCCAUGGAGCACCGGCAGUUCUAUAAGAUGUCAAUGUUUGAGGGAAGUUCCCACAUUCCCCUUCUCAUCAUGGGGCCUGGGCUUAUCUCUGGCCAGGAGAUCAACCAGCUUGUAUCUUUGGUUGAUCUCUAUCCCACUGUGCUGGACAUUGCUGGUAUUUCAGCUGUAAGAAAUCUAAGUGGCCAGUCCCUCCUUCCUGUGCUGUCCAAGUCCACUGCCUUUUCUAGCAAACAGCACAGAGCCUGGGUAUUCAGCGAAUAUCACGGUUGUAACGUCAAUGCCUCGACAUACAUGCUGAGAAGUGGUCGGUGGAAGUACAUCACAUAUGCAGAUGGCCUGAGUGUUUCCCCGCAACUCUUUGAUCUUACUCUGGACAAUGAUGAACUUCACAAUGUGGUUCACAAAUUCCCAGAUGUGCAAGCACAUCUGGACAAGCUGUUGCGUAGCAUCGUGGACUAUCCUAAAGUGUCUGAAGCUGUUCAUGUCUACAAUAAAAAAGCAUUUGGUGCAUGGCGGCUUAGUUUGGGGAGAAACUAUAGCCAAGUCAUUGCUAACCUCAGGUGGCACGUGGAUUGGCAAAAGGAUGUGUUAGCCAAUGAGAGAGCCAUUGAUAAGUGGCUCUCUGGGUCUUAGUGAUAUUUUAUGCCUUUAAGAAUGCAUUACUUUUGGUGUCUACUAUAACAAACUGGAACUUCACUUUGCUGAAAGUUGGAUGUUUGUGUGAGUCACUGAUGUGUUCUAUGGUGUUUCAUGUUAUCUGCAGAGGUUACAAUGACGACUAACCCAAGAAUGUUGAUUUUCAUGUCAUAGGUUCACAGUGUGAUGCACUACAGUCUGACAUCUCUGUCAGUCUCCCCUAAACACAAAUUCCCAACAUUGUUUCAGGGAUUUUUAAUGAGUUUCUUUGUAAUAUAGUUUAAAUUCCUUCUAUUGUCCUUUAAAGUCAAUAUAUGUUAAUAUAUAUCUUGUAUUUAUUUUUUUGCUGCUUUUCCUUAUCUGAAAUAUAAGUUUUUAUUAUCACUCAGAUUGUAUCUGCAUAUUCUGAAGUGGAACCAGUGUUCCAGUUUAACUGGUGAUCAUGUUGUCUGGUGAUGUUUGUUUACAUUCAUAUUUUUCCACAGAUUAUAAUUAAUUUAAACAGAGUAGUCAUGGGGACUUUAUUUUUUCCCUUUAAGUAAUUAAGUACAAAGCAAUAAAUGUCUUUAACAGUGGAACCAGCUCCCUUAAUGCAUGCACUAAAUCUGUCAGAAAGGAAAUUCACCGGAGAAAAAAAUAAAACUGGAUUUGUGGUUAUGUUUGUAAAGAACUACACUAUAUUGCCAAAAGUAUUUGCUCAUCUGCCUUCACAUGCAUAUGAACUUGAGUGACAUCCCAUUCUUAACCCAUAGGGUUUAAUAUGAUGUUGGCCCACCCUUUACAGCUUCAGCUCUUCUGGGAAGGCCUUUAGGAGUGUGUUUAUGGGAAUUUUUGACCAUUCCUCCAGAAACGCAUUUGUGAGGUCAGACACUGAUGUUGGACGAGAAAUUUGCUAACCUCUGUGCAUUAAUGUGCCUCAGCAUCCGCGGAUCCCGCUCUGUGAUUUUACAUGGCCUACCACUUCAUGGCUGAGUUGCUGUUGUGUGUGGUUUGCGAGCUGCACAGUGGCAGACAGGACAACACUCAGGGUUGUCACCACUGCCCAGAAGACCACUGAUCGCCCUCUCCCCUCCCUGAAACUUUCUAAAUUUACCUUGCCCAACUUUUCAGUAGUCACACUUAUUUUGUAAAGUAACUUCAGUAUUUAUUGUCAAAUCUUUGCUCAAAUGCACUACUCAUAUAAUAAUUCAAACUAUUACAAAGGCAAUAGAUUACAUAAGACAUUAAUUAUUUUAUUAAAAAUAUGGUAACAUGCUUAAAAUUAGAGUAACAGGGUUACACAAGUUAACAUGGCUCAAUGGAUACAUCACUUUUAUUUGUAGAUUAUGACAAACAAAUACUCAGGACGACAGAAAUGUUGUUUGGUAAUAUUUUAUAUGUUUUAAACAUAUUUGUGAUGUGUAUUUCAUAUGUAUGGUAACAAGGUUUCAAAUCACUGCUAGCAAUAGUGUUUUCUCAGAAAAAGAUGCGAGCUGACUGAAAGCCAAGGACAAAUGUAUUUUAUAUAAAUAAAAGAAGGGAAACUUUGAAAUUAA